Fonsecaea monophora is the source of this 1668-nucleotide messenger RNA. RefSeq lists its product as hypothetical. Gene Ontology annotation, cellular component: mitochondrion. Lineage: Eukaryota; Fungi; Ascomycota; Eurotiomycetes; Chaetothyriales; Herpotrichiellaceae. Bases 1 to 1668 code for a protein of 555 amino acids. The transcript is spliced from 3 exons. The record is from RefSeq and is a predicted model, not a curated record.
AUGGAUGAAUGCACUGCUCAUUUUGACGACCUGGACCUGGAGACAGCUGAUCUCAUUCUCAAGCUGCAGCUCCAAGACGUCGAAGAACUUCGUACUAAUUCCAAAGACAAGAAUCGGGAUGGCGAGCUCAACGAUGCUCAAGUGGCACUCUCCUUGUUUGAAGAGAAUAUCGAAAGCAUGCGCUCGAUUUUAUUCGAUCGACAGAUGACACAAAGCAUCACAGCUGCUGUGCGAGCAGACGCAGAUGCUAUUGCCGACGUUAUUCGCGAGGAAGAAGUCGCUUGCGAAGACCACGCUCAUGCGCAUCGUCUGAAUGGAAGUUGCGUCACAUCCGAAGUCCACUUGCAGUCCAGUGAUCUCAGCAAGAAGAUUCUUGCAAGACUUGCGGGACGUUACGUGUCCCAAGAUGUCGGCUAUGAGCUGCUCAAAGAUACCGAACCCGACAAAUGGCGUGAACCAGAUGACCAUGGUCAGGCCGAGAGCUCCAUAAGCGGGUCUGCUCGCGAGCACGCACUCCGUGACCCCUCCACUCUCCGAUGCGUGAUCUGCCUAGAGGUCAAGAAGUACUUUGAUGUGAUCGAGGUACCCUGUGGCCACGGCUAUUGCAAACCAUGUUUGCAGGACCUUGUCAGUAGGGCCACCAAGGACGAAUCGUUGUUUCCUCCCCGCUGCUGUCAAGAGCCUUUCGAAAUGAACGUGGUCGACAUCUUCCUCACAAAGGAACUCAGAAACCAAUUUGAACACGCAAAAGUCGAAUUCGAUGUCGAUGUGGUGCACAAUUCUGCUACGUCUGUGGUACUCAAUGGAAACAAUGCGGCUGUGAUCAAUGGGACGAGGGCAGAUUACUUGCACGAGCAAACACUCUCGCCAACCGUGGCCGCCCCAAUAUGGCUCGUGACGAUCCCGGAAGAUUGGAGAGAGCUGUGCGUGAAGCAGCCAAUAUGCUACGAGAUAGGCACAACUGCAGACAUACCAGCUGGCGAUACAUUCAAGGGCCGCACAACUGCGAAGAGUGCUUCCACAGCCUACCCAACUAUAUCUUCGAAUGCAACCAAUGUCGAAUCCAGGCUUGUAAUCGGUGCAGAAGAAAUAGGCUAUGAGAGGGUUGGGGCCUUUCGACGCAGCCAUGGGAAAAGAGGCUAUGGACUCCAAAUGUUUGCUGCUAAAGGAUUCUACAAGUACGUCUCGACGUGUGCCUCUAUACAACACAUUGCUGAGCAGCUCAGCGGUUUUCAUUCCCUUUCUCUUCUCGAUCAUUUUCCAGCGCACAAUCUUAACGCGCCUCCAAGACCUGGAUCCUCAUCGCGUCCCCCCAUGCGCCCAAACUUCAUCCGCCUCGCCGUCACCAACCCCACGAAUCCCCUGUGCAAGACAAUCGCAGAGUCCUCUACGCCGUCGUCGCGUCUCCGGAAGUCUCCACCCCUAUCUCUGGAUCACUUCAUCCAGCGCCAACGUGUUCUCUCGCUCUACCGCGACAUCCUGCGCUCUCUGUACCGACACAUGUCCCAGCCCCAGAGAGGGGAGAGCAUCGCGUAUGCGAAAGGCGAAUUCACGCGGAAUAAAGACGUUCGAGAGAUCGAGAGGAUCAGGUAUCUGAUCAGUACGGGCAAGGCUGAGUGGGACGGCGUCAGGAGGGGCGUGGAGGAAAUGGGCCCGGCGCGAGGAUGA